Cyprinodon tularosa is the source of this 2425-nucleotide messenger RNA. It is a transcript of the gene sytl2a, whose product is annotated as synaptotagmin-like 2a. The transcript has 13 exons. Lineage: Eukaryota; Metazoa; Chordata; Actinopteri; Cyprinodontiformes; Cyprinodontidae. Gene Ontology annotation, biological process: exocytosis. The record is from RefSeq and is a predicted model, not a curated record. Gene Ontology annotation, cellular component: plasma membrane; exocytic vesicle. Gene Ontology annotation, molecular function: neurexin family protein binding. The coding region runs from base 133 to 1935 and encodes 600 amino acids.
CAAAACAGUGAUUUACAGGAAACUUCAAGCAAUGCUGCAGAAGUUGUGUUACAAUCAAGGCCUAAAUGGAGACAAAAUCAAUUUAACAGCGAACACACAGAGGCUAUUAAUAGCCAGCAAUUGGAUGGAGAGAUGGAUCUGACCCUAUCAGAAAACAAGACUGUUUCAGAGCAGUAUUAUCCAGAACCACUGAUUACAACAGAGUCGGGAUUAGUUUUGGCUGCACAUAAGCGAGGAUCAAUCGAGAAGAGCGACGAAGUGAAAAGGAGUCCAUUGAAGACCUUGCAUCCAAGGGUUCUUCCAAAAGAAACUCCCAAAGAACCCAACCCAGAAUCAAAUCCCUUCAGAACAUUUCCUAUAGACCUUAACGUGAAGCCCCAAACCACUGCAGAGCUGGAAAGUAAACCGUCAGCAGGAAUGAGACCACGGACGGGAUCUUCACAAACAAUAAUGCCAUCAAAAUUGAAUCCCUCUGAAGACAUCACUCCUCCUCCUCUCACUUUAGAGGUAAUAGAUGGAGAAACGUGUCAUGGGCAAGCAAAACAACCAAGCAUAUCAACAUCUACAUUUUCUUCAGAAUCAAACAAAACUCCAGAGACAAUGACACCCUUUACACAACUAGCAAGGGCCUUCAUCCCACAGGACAAUCAGCAUUAUCUUGGGCCACAGGAGAAGGCCCACAUUCCUUCUUUCCAAGCAGUUGAACACGCUGGUGAAGAGACUGAUGCUGCCGACAAAAUGAUAAAAGCCCCCAGCGCAUCAUCUGGAAACCAAAGUGAUCAGAAUUCUCCAAGCUAUGCUGAAAAUAUUGAGAGAUCGGCAUGGACGAAGCUAUCUUCAAGGAACCUAACUUCAUCCAGGAGUCUGGAAAAUCUCACCUCAGAAACAACUCUAGCUCUUUCAAGUUUCAGUACCAUGAAAAGCAGUGUUUCUUCGCUCAGUCUUCAGCCGCAAAAGAUGAGCAGCAGCAGAAGCAGCAUCUACCCUUUAGACACUGAAGUCCAAGGAAGCAUUCAGUUUGCUGUAAACUACAUCCAGAAGCUUGAAGAGUUUCAGGUCUUUGUGGUCAACUGCAGAGGGUUGGCCAUUGCUGAAACCAAGAAGAAUCUUUCUGACCCCUAUGUGAAAUGCUACCUUGCUCCUGAUAAAACACGACUGGGCAAGAAAAAAACUACUGUCAAAAAAAGGACACUAAACCCGACAUACAACGAAGUUCUCAAGUUUAAAAUCCCAUUAGAGGAGCUGAAAAAGCAGACUUUGAUCGUCUCAGUGUGGCACAAUGACCUCUUUGGGCGGAACAGCUUCCUUGGUGAUGUGGAUUUGAAUUUGUCUGAAUGGGACUUUAAAAACGCAGAGAUAAAUGAAUAUAAAUUAAAAGCCAAGGUCUCCACGGAAGUAAUCAGAGGGUCCCAUUUUGGUCUGCAACAAAAUGGUGGAAAGAUGAGAGUAGCCUUGAGAUUCAUACCAAAGAAAAUUAAAAGUAAGGGGAUUUCAACCACAGAGGCUGGGGAACUUCUGAUUUGGGUGAAAGACUGCAAGGAUCUUCCUCAAGUCAGACGAGUCAUAAUCAACCCCUUCGUGAAGUGCACUGUACUUCCUGACACAAGUCGAAAAAGCCAGCAGAAGACCCGGGUCGUAAAGAGAACAGCCAACCCUCUGUUCAACCACACCAUGGUGUACGAUGGCUUCCAAUCAGAGGACCUUCGACAGGCCUGUGUGGAAAUCACAGUGUGGGAUCGCGAUCGGCUUCACAACCACUUCAUAGGUGGUGUGAGACUUGGACCUGGGACAGGAAAGAGUUAUGGUGUUGAUGUUGCAUGGAUGGAUUCAACAACGACCGAAGUCAAUCUGUGGAACAAGAUGCUACAUUCAAAUGGAGAAUGGGUGGAAGAUGUUUUGCCCCUGAGAAUGCUGGUGAUGGCAAAGGGCCUGUAAACCUGAUUUAGUACAAUGUAGGGGUGCAAAAGCUAAUGAUGUAAUGUGUGCUAUAUAAAAAAACUAUAAUGGAUUAACUCAGGACAGAACAAAAUCAAUCCCAUAAAAAAGAGUCUCAAUGAAAUAUCAGAGCUGAAUGUCAGCUUGAUUGAAUGACAUAUUAAGAAUAGAUUCCUUUAAGCAAAGUUAACCACCGUUUGAAAUGCUCCAGGAUAUGUUUCUAUUCAUCAGGGACAUUUGUACAUUUUCAGAUAUCUCAUGUCAGUUUUUCAAUAUAAAAGAUUCCUACAAUCUCACUUAGCAAGUUCUGGAACUUAGGUGAGUUGCAUGACUACCAAUAAAACCCAUCGGAUUUCUUACACUUUUUUCAUAAAUGGGAAAUUUAUUAGUAGCUCUUAUAUUGAUUUGACCUUUAGGCAGUGUUAUCUAUGUCUGACCUUAAAUUAAAAUAUUUGUUUUCUAGCAUUAAUUUAACAUUAAUAAAUGUUAU